Messenger RNA from Cherax quadricarinatus, 7556 nucleotides. RefSeq names its product lysosome membrane protein 2. Gene Ontology annotation, molecular function: scavenger receptor activity. Lineage: Eukaryota; Metazoa; Arthropoda; Malacostraca; Decapoda; Parastacidae. The record is from RefSeq and is a predicted model, not a curated record. Gene Ontology annotation, cellular component: membrane; cytoplasm.
CAGUACGAGCUGGUGUUAACAGUCAGUCAUGGCUGGUAGUGGAGGCACCAUCAGUGUUAGUAAUGAGUGCACAGGAACCACACUCUCUUCUCCUCCUCCUCCUUGGUCAUCAUCAUCUUGCAGAAUUUCGUCUUGACUAGCAGUGCUCUUGACAGACGCUACUAGCAAGAAACUGAGGGAGAUAGUUGCGGUUUAGUUUUAUCGGUGUUUUAUAACUAAGUUCAUAAUGAGGUCGUGCGACAGAAGGUGUUGAAAUGGAAGGAAGUUGUAAGCGUGCCUGGUGUUUAUAGUUAUGCGUCACGGUGUGAGGAGCUGGGUAAUGGUGUACCUCCUGCUCAGGUGGAGUGGCAAGUGUGAUAGGAGGGUUUACACCAGAUGUGUGCGUCAGCGGCGAUGCAUCACACGCGUCCUUCAGUGAGGCUCCACCCACAGGACUCCAACAGGAACCUUCCGCAGGCAGGUGCUGGUGGCCAGGUGUUACGAGCGAGGUAUUUCCCGGCGUGACACCCCAGAGUAGAGGAACCCCACGGCUUGCUAAACGGGGCCACACCUCUGCAUUAUCAGUAUUGUGUGGUGAUAACGCGACAGACACAACUAUGUGCCCAGUGUUUCCUGUGACGGUCACCGUGUCGGCCGUACGUCCGCUGCUGCUGGAGGCUGUGUUCCCGUUUCAGUGCAUUUCUCACUUCUUAGAGGUGAUGUCAGACAUGUGAAAUGAAAUGAAUGUGAUACUGUGAAUUAUCUUAGUUCUAGGAUAAGAACGUCGAAAAUAUUGACUCGUGUGUGUUGUUUCCUUCAGCCAGGAACAUCUAUUCAUUGUCACAUGUGUGCUGGUGAAUAUAUAUACUCCCAGAUCAAGAGCAUCGAUAUAUAUUCACGUAUGCUGCGCUAGUGUGUGUGGUUACUUCCAUGGAAAAAACAUUUGAUACUUUGUCUCGUGUUUGCUACUGCAGACUUCCAGGGCAAGAAUAUCGAUAUAUUUCCGAGUGUGCACUCGUGUGCUCACACACUUCGUAACUGGUGAUCUCGUGUCUUUUAUUGUACAAGACACCGUGGUAUCACCGUAGUGUCCUUAGUGGUUGAUGAUAUAAUACUUUAUAUGAUGCAGCACAAGGAGUGGUGGAGUCUCCAUCUUACGUCUCUCCAUUAAUUGCAAGAGACAUUACCUGGCGACUGUGUAGUGUUGCACCGGCGCUCUAUAAAUAACGAAUAAAAUAGAUAUAGUGUGCUGUGCUUCGAGGAUACACACCUGGGGCAUACCUUACUACGGGUGUCGUACAUUACACUAGUACCUAGAGCCAGCGGUGCUAAUGACUAUUACCGAUUAAUUUCGUCAGGAGUGCAGUGGCCGAAGCUGGAGAAUAUUAACACCACCAGUCAUGUGUGUCGAGUGACCUUGAGCACACCUGCCACACCUAUGCUCUUAUCGUGGGGUCUGAGAUACAGGUGUCCGGCGGCUGUGAUGGAGUUUCCACGUAGCAAGACCUGGUUUCUUCUGUGCGGCUUAUUUACUGAGCGAAUUCCUUAGUCAGGAAUCUUGUGUUCACCUUUUAAGUAUUACUGUUGGAGAAUUAUUUGUAAUAAAUAAUGGAGAUAAGCCAAGACGUGCACGAAACGAAAAUGAAAGGUAUGGCAGAAGACGAGGUAGAAAUGAUUGAGGACGAAUAUAUAAUCACUGAGGGGGAAGAGGAAUUGAGUGAAUGGGAGGUUAAACAGGAGGAAGAAACAGCUGAGCAGUUGGUGGCUCAUACACGAACUCCAAGAGUAAAGUGCUGUAUAUGUAUGAGUGAAGGCAAAGGCAAGAACAGGAGACGCCGACGUCAACAAGUGUCGAGUGAAUAUCUAGAUCAUUACUAUGACGAAACACACUACUACCCUCAGAAGCGCGGAUGUUGCUGCUGCCGCUGGUGGAAUCUCUUGGCGAUGAUGGUGUUGAGUCUGAGCCUCCUGCUGGUGGUGUUAGCGUGGUGGGACGUGGCGGUGCAGCUGGGGGUUAUGAACACCAUAGUUAUGAAGGAGGGCUCCCAAAAAGACCUUUUAUGGAGGACGGCCGAAAUCAACGUUCGUUACACCGUCUACGUCUUCAACCUAACCAACCCGAGACAGUUCAUGGAUGGGCAGCGACCCAGAGUUCAGCAGGUGGGACCCUAUGUGUACACUAUGAAAGAAGUUAAAGAGAAUGUUGCAUAUCGGGAUGACGGUACCGUUGAAUACCAGGGAAGGCCUAUGUAUUUCUUCCAACCUCAUUUAUCCUCGGGGACGGAGGAGGAUAUGAUCACCACCGUCAAUAUACCUUUCGUCAAUGCUGCAGACUUGGUGAAGGACGAGGAAGCAGUGAAGAAAGUGCUGAUAAUGAUCAAGAAGAUGUAUGGUUUCAACACCAUAAGAAGGCUUAAUGUAGGUGAGCUCCUAUGGGGUCACAAGUCACGGGUGCUGGACUGGGCCAGGACCAUUCAGGAGCUGCCUUACCCACAUCGGCUGUUUGGCCUCCUGAUGGGUCUCAACAACACACUACAACCACUCUAUGUCAUGCACACCGGCAAGGGCGACACUUCUAAAAUGAACAAAAUUUUAGCUUGGAAUGGACACGAGGCCCUCCACUUCUGGUAUGGUGAUGUGUGUAACAUGAUCCGUGGCACAGAUGCCAACGGCUUUCGUCCGGGGCUUAACAAGAACGAGACGCUGUAUAUCUUCAAUGGUCAGCUAUGUCGCUCACUACCGCUAGUGUACAAUAGUACUGUUUCCCACGGGGGGCUGGAGGCUUACCGCUAUGUACAUCCAGAAGACAUCUUCACCUACGGCCGCGCCCACCCUGAGAACUCCUGCUUCUGCGGCAAGCAGGGGUGUCCCACUAAAGGUGUCCUAGACAUGAGGCCAUGCUACUAUGGGGCAUCAGUCGCCUUCUCGUUCCCUCACUUCUACAACGGCAAUCCCAAGCUUCGUCACAUGGUUCAAGGGCUCAGACCGGAACCAGAGAAGCAUAGGACGGAGUUCGACAUCUACCCUGACCUGGGAGUGCCACUACGGGUGAAGCUCCGUAUGCAGAUGAAUGUUAUGUUGGACCGUAGCCAAGCUCUUGAGCGAGCCCGCCACUUCGAUGUAAUACUUCCCAUAUUUUGGUUUGAAGUUGGAAUUGAUUCUCUGCCGGGAGAAGUAGUGGGUUUGCUCAAAUUGGCUCAAAACUUACCUCCUGUGGUGAAAACAACAAGUGUUACUUUGUGCACGGCACUCACUCUCAUCUUCCUGAUAUUGCUGUUGGCGCAGACGGUGGCUGCGUGGUGUGGCUGGGGUGCUGUAAGCUCCAAGAAGCGCCCUCUUACCCCGGAUGAUCUCCCGCACCACACUCACUUCCGUCCCACCCCUCCUAUGUGGGAAUACGACGAAUUACACAAGCCUCCUAGACGAGGAGACUCGACCGCAUCUUCAGGUAGCUACAAAGAAUCUCUUCCUUCCACCCUAGCCCAGCCAGGUGUAGACAUUCCUAUUAUUGAUGACCACACCUUACUGCCACCCUACCGUCGUUGUCAUAACCUAGAUAUUCCUGAUGCGCCACGUCCAGACAGCGUAGGGGAUGAGAGCAUUGACACUGACCAAGUACCUCCUCCAUAUAGUCCUGGACCAGUACAUCGUACACCCUCGACUGUCUCUGUUGAAAUUCACAUUACAGCCUCCGAUGAUGAACUCGCAGACUUACCUCAUGAUCCGCCAGUUAGGAAGGAUAUUCCUAUAGAACAGUGUCCACCUUACUACGAAUCUACAGCUCGCCUACCCCCAGUUGAAGAUGAGGAACCAGAGAGAGUGACUCCCUCCACGCCUCCUCCUCUCCCAGGUGAAAAUGUUGUAGCCCCAUUGGCGCGAGUGGAGGACGAUACUUUAGACAUGCAGGGAAAUCCUGGAUCCUCCUGUCUCUCCUCAUCACCCGAAUAUCCACCUAGAUAUACCAAAUCAUCAGCCCCUCUGGCCACAUCAAGUCCUCAGGGGUCAGUUGAUGCUAAUAAUAGUCGCAGUGAUUUACCUCCACCUUUGGAAUCAGACUUAUGAGGUGACAUCGGUUUUAAUGAAUAUUUCAUUAAUUCUUCUUGCAUUUUCCUUGUAUUAUAGACUUGAAAGGUUUUCAAGAAAAACUUGACGAUUCUCUUUAACAGUAUUGAAACUUACGUGAUCGUUAAAAGUGCUCCAAUUUCUGCAUUAAGUUUACAUUUUUGUUCUGUGAUUUGAUUGUUACAAUAGCAUCAUUUGUAACCUCGUUUUUAUGUUUUAAGGAUUGCUGUAAUCUGCUCAAUCUCCAAGCUGUUAUCAGUGACUUUGGGAUACACACAUCAUUCCUACCCAACGGGUUCCCUUGUUGUGUAAACUGCAGUUACAUGUUGCCUCUUGAGAUUAUGUAGAGCUCGAGUUUAGUUUUGAGAUCUACAUGUACCAUGUGGAUUAAAGAAACAUAGAAAGAAACUGUACAUUGGGCUUGCCAUUGUGAUUCAAACCAUAUCAUAUAAUUUUUAUUAAUGGUUAAAAAUAUUAAUCAUGUUGAUUUAAAUUUAUAAGUAUUACUUAAUGCUAGCAACCAGUUUAGUAUCAAUACAGCAGAUGAAGUGAUGAGUAACAUGUAAACAGUUGUUUGACCUCUGAGAUUAAAGGUUUCCACAUCGUGUUAUACAUGUUUGUCUUAUGAAGUUGAUAAAGUUAACAUGUGCAUAAUAUAGGUCGAGCACUAUAUAUCAGUUUAGAGUUAAAAAGUUUCAAAUCUGCCUAAUUUGUAUGAAAAUAUUUCAUAAAUGACAAGGGGUAUUGACCUCAAAAAUGUUUAAAUUAUUACUGAGGCAUUAUUGUGCCGAAUAAGACAAAAAACUUAAAUAUAUCCUUCUCCUGAGACUGUUUCCAACCGCAUGUUCCCAUGUGCUAUCUUAAUAUUUCUAUGUUCAAUGUAUUUAAUAUUAUUUAUUAACGUAGGAUAUGCUAAGCUGAAAUGUAUGUGAUGAUUUUUUUUGUUCAUAUACGCAGUCAUAUGUUGCUUAAGUACCCAGUCAUAUGUCUUUCAUUUUAUUUUUAAACCUUCUAAGCAUUUAGACGCUGACUUACCGCUAGCUUGCGCUUAGGCAAGUGAUCACAUGAAUGUUAUUUACGUUUCUAAUUAUAUAGGUACGAAUCACAUGAAUAAUGCCAGAUCAGUCAGGCUUUUAAUGACUAUGUAGGAUUGCGGGCCAGUAGGAAAAUCUGCCACAGGUCUGGCUGCAAGUCUAGAAUAACAAACCGAUCACAGCUAUAGUGCCACAUGAUAAGCCUUAGCAGCAUGUGUGUCACUGAUCUGUUCUGUUACAGUAUCGAACAAAUUAACGUAUGUUAAGGAAACUGGCGACAAAUGAACUCAGACUAACAUGGAAAUGUAACCCUCUAUUUGGCCUCAACGAAACGUCUUUCAGUAGAGUAUCUUUUGGGUAAAGAGAUAGUUUGCAGAACAAGUCUACUUUUGAUGAUGUUUCGCUCAUUAAUGAAUUUUAUGAUUUGAAGCUCAACACCGAGAGAAACAUCGGCAGAAUAAAAACUUACUCUGCAAAUUCUUUCACUUAACCAUUUUACUUGGCACCAUUCGCCAGUCAAAUCAGAGGCUAUUCUUCCUCUUCUGUGUGUGUGUAUGUGUAUGCUAGUUACCAUUUUGAGAUAGGCACCUGUCGAUUACACACUUGGCCUCUGUGUAUUCACCUGUUUGUGGUUACAGGGGUCGAGACUCAGCUCCUGGCCCCGCCUCUUCACUGACCGCUACUGGGUCCUCCCUCUCCCUGCUCCAUGAGCUUUAUCAUACCUCGUCUUAAAACUAUAUAUGGUUCAUGCCUCCACUACAUCACUUGCCAGACUAUUCCACUUCCUAACAACUCUGUGGCUGAAGAAAUACUUCCUAACAUCCCUUUGACUCAUCUGAGUCUUCAGUUUCCAAUUGUGACCCCUUGUUUCUAGAUAUACCAAAUCAUCAGUGUGGUGUGUGUGUGUUUGUACUUGAUAUUGAGAGCCUGUUCAAAUGUACUUUGCCUGCACUAAUAUAAAAACAAGCUCAUAGCUCUCAGAGGGGUUACAUUUUAAUUAAGUGAUUUUGUGUUUGGUUUGCAUUAUCAAUCUGUAACCACAGUAUUAUAUGUCCUUCAACUUGAAUGACAUUAGUGAUUUAUCUGUUAUACUGUAUCUACAGUAUGUCCCUGCCAUUGUUUUAGGUUCACAUUAGCUUUUAAUAUUCCUGUGAAAUCCGUACCACUAUACUACAGUGGAAUGCACUGUAUUUGCAAAUGUUUGAGUGCAGAAUUUUAUGGCAUUACGUUAGCAUGGUAGCGUCGUCAUUUUAUUUAUUAUUUUCUCCCAUUGUAGUCACAUUCUGUAAAGGGGUAUUUAUUAUUAUUAUUGCUGUGUAUGCCUGAGCUUUCUCAAGUGUUCUUGCUUGAAAAUCUUUUAUUUAGCAUUGCUUCUUUUAAUUUUUCUAUUGUUUAAUAAAAUCAAGUGAGAAUAUGUUAAUAAGACCUCAACGACGUAUAGGCUGGACCGAACAGCUGUUCUCAACUUUUUAGUUUGCUCAUUAGACAGAAUUUGAAAUCACAUUCUCCUCGUGACCUACUUAGCACCCCAAUAAAUAAACAUAGAUUUAUGGCAUAAUAUUAAGAAAGUUUUGAAAAAAAAAUAGACACAAUCGCUCAAUUUUUCUUGGGUCACGACUCUGCUUGUGAACUGCCGAUAAAGAAUCUUAUUUUAUAGAAGUAUUGCUAUAAAAGGUAGGGCUCUGGUCGAUUUGUAUAUCUAAUUUAAAAUAGUAUUUUUUAUAUUUUAAAUUGUGGAUUGUUUCAGCGAGACGUUAUGUAAAAUUGAUUAUCUGCUCUAUACGUCAUUUUAUUUCCAAGUCGCCCAUUAGCCAUAGAAGAUUUUUUUUUUUUUUUUUGUAUUUAGAGAAAAGUUUUGUAUUAUUGACUCUUCACAAAUUCGAACUGCUGCGAACCAUACAGGAAUAUCUUCAUCCCAGUAAUUCCUUCUGAGGUGCCUUAAUACCAGUGGACGGCUCUUGAUCUUAGGAAUUUUAGCUGUGCUCCCGUUCCUUGGAUCGAAUCUGAUUGCCUCCCCAUUCUCCUGACGCUGUAUGACCUCCUUUGGGUUUAGCGCUUCUCAAAAAUGCAAUAAUAAUUCAUUCUAGUACUAAGACAAGUUUUUUUUUUUUGCAACUUUGUUAUAAUAAUUUUUUCUAGAUUUUAACUGAUAAGGCAAAUUUUCUUGACCUGUAACAAAAUUUUAACCAGGGAACAAUUUUUUCGAACAAUAUAAUAUAAGGCCCUAUCAGAAACAUAACUGUCUUGAUCAAUAUGAUUUAACACUCAUCCAGGGAACACUUAAGAUUCUUCUACAACUUUUUUUUUUUUUAACUUUGACACCAUAUUCUAAUUAUAUUUCUAUUCACACUCUGAAUUAGGAAAAAAAUAUACCAUUGUCAAAACAAAUCAUCUUUAGAAUAAUGGUACGAUAUAUUUUUGAUAACUGUAACAAAGUGACUAUGCAAUUUUGUUCGCGCGAAUAAAAUACUUUUGCUAUAA